Messenger RNA from Purpureocillium lilacinum, 1737 nucleotides. RefSeq lists its product as uncharacterized. Gene Ontology annotation, biological process: proteolysis. NCBI's taxonomy places the organism in Eukaryota, Fungi, Ascomycota, Sordariomycetes, Hypocreales, Ophiocordycipitaceae. The record is from RefSeq and is a predicted model, not a curated record. Gene Ontology annotation, molecular function: serine-type endopeptidase activity; tripeptidyl-peptidase activity.
AUGGCGGCCAAGACGCUCUUUACUACCUGGGCUCUCGCCGCCCUCGGGGCCUGCGCCGCGAGCUUCGAAAAGGCCACGGCCGUACCCGACGGAUGGAGGAAACUAGACAGCGAGCCCGACGCCUCAAAACACCUGCAAAUGUCCUUUGCCCUGCAUCAUCCCGCGACAGAAGAUCUCGCCGACAAGCUCAUGGCGGGCACCCGCCUCUCGCUCGCCCAAGUAACCGAGAUGAGAACGCCCAAGCAGCGGGACGUCAGUGCCGUUCUCAAGUGGCUGGCAGAGGCCGGAGUCACGCAGACGAGAACCGAAAAGGACUGGAUACACGUUCGGACCACAGUCGGCGAGGCAGAGAAGCUCCUCGACAUGCGGCUACACCAGUACUCGUUCGACAACAAGCCCCCAAUUCUCCGCACGACCGAGUACUCGAUCCCCGACGACUUGAGUAAGAUUGUCAGCUUUGUCCAUCCCAUCGCAAACUUCAUGACGCCCACACACGAAGUCGGCCUCUCCAAGCCGUUGGACGUCGACCAGCAGGUUCAUCAGCGCGAUGGGGACGACUGCAAGACGGGGAUUCGACCCGAGUGUAUCCUCCAGCAGUAUAACAUCACUUACGCCCCACCAAAUGGCACGUCGCACGUCCGAUUUGGCAUUGCGGGAUUCCUCGAGCAAUACGCCAACUUUGCGGACACGCAAAUCUUCUUCGACCGCUACAAGCCGGAGCUUAAGGGCUACAACUUCUCGGUCGAGCUCGUCAAUGGUGGCGCGAACCCCCAGACGCCGGCCCUCUCGGGUCUGGAAGCGGCGCUGGACGUGGAGUAUGGCAUGGCAAUUGGCCACCCAAGUCAGGUCACGUACUACUCGGUUGGCGGCCACGGCGUGAAGCUCAACGACUCGGGAAAGCCUUACCCGGACGAGUACAGCGAUAACGAGCCCUACCUUGACUUGCUCGAGUAUCUUCUCAAUAAGCCCGACAGCCAGCUACCGCACGUGCUGUCCAUAUCAUACGCGGACGACGAGCCCACGGUUCCGCGGGCGUACGCAAAGAAGGUGUGCUGCAUGUUUGGCCUCCUGGCGGCUCGAGGCGUGUCUGUCAUCUUUGGGGCCGGUGACGGCGGCUCGGCAGGCGGUCGCAAUGCAACUUGCCGAGCAAACGACGGCACGAACCGAGAAAUGACGAUUGCGACGUUUCCGCCGAGCUGUCCUUGGGUGACGGCAGUCGGCGCCGUGACGAAUAAGGAGGAUUCUCCUCCUGGUGCCGAGUUUAGCAGUGGCGGGUUCUCGCAAUACUUUGUACGGCCGUGGUGGCAGACAGAUGCAGUCGAGGAAUACGUCAGGCAGCUGGACGGCCACCUCCACGGGUACUACAAUCCCAGCAUGCGCGCGCUGCCCGACAUCUCGGCGGUCGGCACACUGUACACGACGAUUGUCGACCACCGGGCCGUACAAGUGGACGGCACGAGCGCCAGCGCGCCCGUUUUCGCCGCCAUGAUCGCGCUCAUCAAUGACGCGAGGCUUCGCAAGGGGAAGAGGUCGCUGGGCUGGCUCAACAAGAGGCUGUACUCGAGCAAGGUGCGAAAGGUGCUGCACGACACCACAGAGGGCCAGAGCCGGUCGUGCGUGUUUUCGGGAGACAAGAAGCCGGGCGGGUGGCCGGCCAAGAAGGGCUGGGAUGCCAUUACGGGCCUGGGCACGCCGGGGUCCUUUGGCGACCUGCUGCGGGUUCUGGUCGAGGAUUGA